CCACCUAGGCAGUUAGCACCACCACACAGUUACAAUUACCAAUCCGAGUGACCACCGCCAAGCCAGUCCACCGCCGCGCUCUUUCCGGUAACCGCUGCUACUGCCUCGUCCAGUGACUGUUACUGCCACCCCCUACCCCUUCCUAGCCACCUCUCCGGCCAGCCUUCCAAGCCCCAGGACACCGCUACUUCCCAUCCCAUUUCAACGCCGUCACUGCUUUACCCUCACAUCCACCCUCCAGCAACCACACGCUACUGUCCCACCCUGCAACCGCUGCAUCACAAUCCUCAAUCCAGCUGGCAUAGAAACAGACCAUCCGCCUCACCGUAAAUCAGAAACCAGCACCGACACACAAACCCUAGCCAAUAUAGACCAUCGCAGAGGAAAUCGAAUCGAAGAAGAGGGAUUGAAAUAGCAGAACAGGGAAUGAAAUCGCUAAGCUUCGUCGGUCACCAAUGGAUUAGGCGAAAGAAAAUUCCGGAAGAGUAUGUGAGAAAAUGUGGAAAGAAAAUGCCGAAGGUGGGAUCUUUUGAGGUUCCAACAGGGGAAGUUUGGGAAAUCGAGCUGGUUCAUUCCCAAGGUCAAGUUUGUCUAGCCAAGGGAUGGAAAGAGUUCACUCGGAAAUACUCAAUAAGAGAGGGCUACUUUCUGGUAUUCAGAUAUGAUGGAGAAUCCCAUUUUCAUGUCAUCAUAUUCGACAAGAGUGCUACUGAAAUAGAAUAUCCACAAUUCAAAACUCAUGAUGAUGAUGGUGACGCUGCCAGAUUCAAAGCCGCCUGCAAUUCCGAGUCUGACUCUGAUGAUGAUGAGAUUUUCCAGGAAGAAAUGGAAACAGAAUGCGGACUAAACAAGAGAAAGAGGAAAGAAAGAUUUGGAUCCGAAGUUGGUGACGUCAACAGAUUGAAUUACAGUGUGAAUGUGGAAGAGUCACUCCACCAUGUACAUGAGAGCUCACCUUCUCUGAAUCCUAAAAACCUGAGUGUUGAAGCAUACAAGAAGUAUAAAUGGAGAUCGGUUAGGAAGGUAACCAAUGCCAUUGAAAGAGCAAAAUCUUUUCGGUCAAAGAAUCCAUUUUACAUUUCCGUCAUGUACCGGUCUUAUAUUUCCUCCCCAUAUACAUUAGUAAGUGCCUUUUUCCAUACGGAUGUCUUGCAAGAUCUUUAGUGCCCAUUUGGUAACUAAAUAAGGGAUUGAAUUUGCUGGAUUGGAUGAAAUUAUGGCAGAAGUGACUGAAUCUGCUACAUUAUAGAAAAAUUAUAGGUAGUAUUUAAAAUAUAAUUUACUAAAAAAUAAAGCCAAAAAUGUAACUCGAACCUUACUCAUUUUGAUUAUUACACAAUUUAACACGCAAAAUAAAAAAUUACGUGUUGGUAAUUGGUAAAAAAGUUGACUGAUAAAGUUAAUAAGUUAAAAAUAAGGAAUUACCAAAUGGGCUGAUCUACUAACGCUUGUUGUUUUUUCAGAGCAUUCCCUUGCAAUUUGUUAAGAACCUCUUUACUUCAAAGCAUAAUGAUUUGCAUACUGAUAUAUUGCUAAUUUCGAGUGGGAGAUCAUGGUCCGCCAAAUGCACCCUAGGUAGGUCAGCUUGUGUCAAGAUCAAUGGAUGGAGGGACUUCGUGUUAGACAACAACCUGAAAAUUGGUGAUGUUUGCAUCUUAGAGGGUUUGAAAGGCGGAAGCCCAUUGAUCUUCAACGUCAUAAUAUUUCGGGCAGAUUAAUGAUGCACAGUCCGGUAAUUAAAAAAUAUUGGCCUGACUCUUCAGCAAACCGGGCAUACGAGUCAUAUGCAGAGUUCAUUUUUUUGAUGUUUUAUUCCACUUUUAGUCCUAGGAGUUUUAUGUCAAUUCAACAUUUAAUUCACGUUUUGUAUUUUGUCCACGUUUGGUAUUUGACUAAUCGUUGUUUGACCAUUUUGAUCCUUCCGUUCAAUUCUCCGACACUUCUCCAUUGAUUUUAAUCAUCAGAAAUAUGAACGGAAGGAUCAUAUAUGGGAAAAAAAUAUUCAUGUAUCACAAGUGUUCAAAAUCAAAGACGUAAACUAAUUGUGAAAUUGAUAUGAUACUCAUAAGAUCAAGAGUGAAAUUUAUUCUUUUUAGGCCACCCCUAACUACGAAGAAUAAAGAGAUGAGAUCUUUUAUAUCACAUCUUUUGUCCCAUAAUAUCUUUUCUUGAAGAUUGACAUAUGUUCUUACCAAUACAUAUAUGUAUAGUGCUUUUAA
Molecule: messenger RNA, 2219 nt
Organism: Cuscuta epithymum
Lineage: Eukaryota; Viridiplantae; Streptophyta; Magnoliopsida; Solanales; Convolvulaceae
Source: the annotation of a GenBank genome assembly